AUGAAAUAGCUUUCACUUUUGAUAUUUGAAUAUUUGAAGACCAAGUUUCAGCAUGUAGCCACAAAGCAAGUGAAAUAUAAGUAUCAUGUAACUAAGUCUUUGUAUCACAGCUAGAAAUGGAAUAGGGAGAGUGUAUGAAUAUCAUGAGCAAUAAAGGAAAUAAGGUUAAGAGCACUUAUAUUAAUUUUUCAGUAUUAAACCUGUUUUUCAAAUAAUUUGAACGGAUAGGAGUAGUAAUUUAUUUUAUUGUGAUGAUUCUGCAUUUUUCUGUAUUUGGAGCCACUGAUGAAGAACUUGUUGUAUAUGUAGUACCACUAACAAUGCAUUUGGUGCUAUAAAUAUCGAAGGCUCUUUACUUUGAUCAUAUUAAAAGAAAGGAGGAUUAAAUUGUUAAUGGCAGAAAGGUCACACGUUUUCGUAGGCUUAGAAGAGACAAACCAAAAUAAUUGAUCACCCAGUAAUAACAACAAUAAUAAUCAUCCUUCAAAAAACCUAAAACAUCUCUUUAUGAGAAUUGUUCUUGGGAUUAAGUUGAAUUAGGUGAUAUAAUCUAUUUAAAACGAAAUGAAAUAUGUCCAGCUGAUAUGUUAUUAUUGGAUGUUUCAGAUGAAAUUCUUUAAGUCUAAACUCAAAAUUUUUAAGGUCAAACUAUGGAUUAGACUAGAUAACCUACAUAAUUGACUAUGUUAAAGAAUGGUAGAAAUAGAUUACAAGGAUUUGAUUAUAAGAAAUUAUUAACAGGUAGUAUUCAGUACAACAUUUAAGAUGCUUAAAUAUUUGGAUUUAUUAAAUUGAAAAAAGAUCCUAAGGGAGAGUAAUUUGAGAAUAGAAAUAUAAUAUUUAGAGAAGAAUAAUUAAAAACAUGUUAAUAUGUGAUAGGAGUAGUGUUAUAGACAGGUAAUAAUUGUUUUUGUUAUUUAAAUAUGGAAAAAUAAGAAAAGAAAUCAUUCUUUGUUAAGAAAUCUAGUAUGUUUUUUGCACUUACUCUUGGAAUAUCUUUAAUAAUUUCCAUUUUUAGUUGGUUUUUAGCAUCAUUUGCAGCAUGUUUACCAUAUAAUCAAGCUGAUUUUGAUGUAAUCACUCUUAUUUUUUAUUUACUUUAAUAUUUGAAGACUACUCCUAUAUACUUUUAUAAUUGUAUUGAUUUAAUUGAAGUUAUAAAUGCACAUAUUAAAUUUACAAAAUAUAAGGGAUUUUAAAAUGCAAAUAUUGAUUAUCUAUAAUUAAAUCCAGUAUCUGUAGGAGAUAUGGUUAUGACUGAAUAUGUAUGUUUUGAUAAAACAGGUACAAUAACUACUGGAGAAUGUAGAAUACAUGCUUUAAUUGUAGAAGAUACAAUGUAUAAAUUUAGUUAUAAUAAAAUGAAUAAAAAUUAAUGGAAUAUCUUUAAAGAAAAUAUUCAAAAUUAAAUUAAGCAAGAUCCAAAUUUUUAAAUGGAAGAAAUUGAAGAAUCUGAUUUGGAUAUAUAAUCUAAAAAGAUUAGACAUACAGGAAUUUUCAAAUUGACUAUUUAACAUAGAACUUCAAAAAAGAUACCCAGUUAUGAAUCAGGGAGAUAAGAUUUAGCUAGUAGUAAAAGUAUUGCAAAUCCAAUGGAAGAUGGAGAUGGAGAAUUUGAGAAUAUGAAAUUAGAAGAUUUUGAUGAUACUCAUUAUAGAAUAACACCUGAAUUAUGUACAAAUAAACCAAAGCCAUUUUUUAAUAAAAAAGCUAUUGCUACUGCUCCUGUAUAAGUUAGUGCUAGUUAAGGUGGUAUGCAUUAACUAUAAGAAGAUGAAAUGCUUAUUAAAUAAUCAUCUUAUAAGGAUGAAUAAAGAUCAUUUGAUAAUAAAUCUAUAAUGAGUAGAAAGAUAUUGGAAAAUUCAUCAAGAGAUAUGAAAAGAUAAUAAAGUAUUAAAAAGUCUAUGUAAAUGGAUAAAGUAGCUGAAGAAGAUUUAGAGGUAAUCUUUUCAAGAGAGAAUGAUUUUUAUAGGCAUCUUAUUCAUGGCUUAAAUAAAUUAUUAUAUUAGGAAGCCAUUUUAUCACUUCUUUUAUGUUAAGAGAUUGUUUCAAGAUAUUCUCCAAGUGAAGAUCAUUUUAUGCAUGAUUCAACAUAAUUUACAUUUGAUCAAGAACUACUAAGAUUUGUUAGUUUAUUAGACAUUAAAUUUUUAUGUUGUAAUGAAUUCAAUGGUAAGGUUGUGUAUAUAAUUGAUUUUUUUGGUGAAGUGAUGGAAUUUUAGGUUAUGGCCCAUUAUCUUAAUGCUACAUAAUAAGGAGUAUUAGUUUUAUAUCCUGAUAAAUUAUAAGAGAAAUUUCUAUUAAUAAAUGAAAGUGAUCCAAUGGAAAGUUUAUAAUAUGUAUUUAUUAUGAGAGAAGAAACCAAUUCAUUACCAGUUUAUAUUGAUGUUGAUAAAGGUAGUAGAGAAUAUUGGGAUAAAGUUUUUUAGAAAUUACAUAUGUGUGGAAUGAGAUCUGUUAUUUAUUCAAAAGUGUAUUUAAAAGAGAAAGAUGCAAGUCUAUUUAUGUCUCGUUAUUAAGGUGAAGAAGGUAUAAAUGCUUUUAAUGAAAUAUCAAAAGAUAUGCAGAUUAUUUAGGUUGUUGGUGUUAAGGAAUAGAUGAGAAAAGAUACAAAACCAUUAAUUAAUCAAAUGAAAUAGGCUGAUUUGAGUUUAUAUCUUUUGAGUGGAGAUGAAAUCAGUAGGGUAUUACCUAUUGCUUUUAAAUCAAAAAUAGUUAAUCAUUAUGAUACUCUUUUAUAUUUAGAUAAUGAAAAUGCAAGAGUAGUAAUGAAAAAUCAUCUUACUAUAAUUUCUCAAUAACUUAAAUUAGAUGAAUAAACAUAAUCUAAACCUAUGAGAAUGAGUACUCUUGAUAAAUAUCAUAAGACUUUUACUUAAGAUGAGAAAUAUAUUACUUAUCCUGAUAUUAAAUCAUUUAGUAUUAUUUUAAGUGGUGAAUAUUUUAAUGACAUCCUUUCUGACAGUUACUUAUUAUCACAUUUUAUGUUUUUGCUUUAUUUUAGUAAUUCUUUGGUAGCUUAUAAAUUUAAUUAAAAUUAGAAGGCUAAAAUCAUUAAUAUUAUAUAAACUUAAUUUAUUGGCAAUAAAAGAGUUUUAGCUGUUGGUGAUUCAUUUAAUGAUAUACGUAUGUUUUGUUAAGCUAAUAUUGGAGUAUAGUAUUGUCAUUUCCCUAUUUAAAAUCAAUCUUAUUAGAGAGGCAAUACAAAAUUAAAAUUAAAUAGAAAAAUCACUUCUAAUAAAUUAUUGGAUAAUCCAUUAAAUCGUAAAUUCUUAUAAAAUGAAAUGUGGAUCAUACCCACUGCUGAUGUUUGUUUGAAAGAUUAUGUUAAUUUAAGUGCCUUAAUGUUUUUUGAAAGUAGAAUAUUUGCUGAAGUCUAUGAUGAUUUAUUAGUUUUCUCAUUUUAUAGAUCAUUACUUAUAAUUUAUAUAUUAUUUCUCUAUUAUGCAACCUAUUGUAGUUAAAAUAAUACUAUUUUUACAGGUACAUGGUUGACUGUAUAUUAAAGCAUCUUGUUAUUUAUUCAACAAUUAGUAAGUUUAAAAUCUAAAAUGUAAAGAUAAUAUGAUAAGGAUUCUAUUACAUAUAUAGAAUAAUUUAAGAAUAAUAUUAAAAUAUUUAAAAAAAAGAAGGUAGCUUCUUUUAUUUUUAAAAUUAAUGGAAAUGCAUUGUUAGAUGCAGCAUUACUUUACAUUUCUUUAAGAAUAUUGGAUGAUAUUCCAAUUGAUACAUUUAAAUAAAUGCUAUUAAUUUUGUUAAUAUUAAGUGAUAUAGUUAAAUUAAUGGUAUCUACUAAUUAGAGUAAAUAUGCUUGGAUUGCCUUUAUAAGUACAUAUUGUCUAUGUUGGCUUGUUAUGGCAAUUUUAACUGCAUAUUUUGACAAUAUGGAUGGUUUUAUAGAAUUAUUUACAUUACCAUAAACUUGGUUAGCACUUUUUUCAUAUGGAUUUGCAUAAUAUUGUUUUAGUAGCAUAAUUGAAAUGAUCUAACCUCUUUUUUGUUAAUCAUUGAUUGAUAAAUAAUAAUAUGAAGAAGUAUUAAAUUAUAUGGGAAAACCACCUAAAAAUGGUGCUAAAAAAUAUCAUAAUUUAAUUAAAAGAUUUGCAUAAUUGGCUGGAAAAGUAUUUAAAAAGAAUAAGGAUGAAAUGGAUAUUGCAAUAUAAGAUGUAAUUUGUGAAUUAAAAGUAAAUUCUGAUAAAAUCAAUAGAUUAACAUUAAGAUUUUUAAAUAAAGAUACAGAAAUGAAAUUUAAGAGGAUGUCUAAAUUAAGAUGGAUUAAAUUUGAAAAACUUAAAUUAGGUUUAUCACUCAUAUUUUUAGAAGUCUUUGCUUUAAUUAUAUAUAUAUUAACAUAUUAAACUGAUAUUCAAACUAAAACUUACUUUAUAAUAUAUAUACUAAGUAUUAGUCUAUAAUCCAUAUUUCUAAUAUUGAUAUUCUCAAGUAUUUAUUUAAAACAUUUCUUUUAAAUCAAUUUAAUUAUAGCAUGUAUCAGACUAUUAACUAAAAUGGUAUCUGAUUUUGCAUAAGAUGGAACUUAUGAUAUUUUAUUAAGUCAAUCCUAUAUUGUAAUUAUAAUCUUUUCAAAAUUGCAUAUUCCAUUACUUAAUUUUAUAAUAGCUACUUUAUCUAUUGUAGGAUUCUUUAGAAAAUUCUUAGUUGAAGAAGAUUAUUAUCAAAUAAUUAAUGGUAAUUUAAUAGUAUUGAUAACUCUUAUAUUAUUCAUAUCUUUACAACAUAAAUUGAAUAUGUUGGAAAAGUAAGAUUUUAUGUUGACUGCAACACUCAAUUAAGAGACUACAUAAAUGACAAAUGUUUUAUCUAUAUUAUUACCUAAAUUUAUAAGAGAUAGGAUUAAUGCAAGUAUAAUAAUAUAUUAAUAUUUUAAGAGGGAAUGUAUGAAAUAUAAGAGAAUUAAGGGGAAGUUUCAAUUUUAUUUUGUGAUAUAUGUGGAUUUGAUGAUUUGAUAGCAGUUGAAAAAGAGAAUAUUGUUAAUUUAUUGGAUAGUCUAUUUAGAGGAUUUGAUGCAUUAUGUGUUUCAAAUGGGAUGUAAAAGAUUGAGACUGUUGGAAAGACUUAUAUGGCAGCUGGAGGAUUAAGAGCAGUUGAUUAAGGGACUAAAUUCAUUAAUUAGAGUGCUGUUAAACGAGUAAAUUAAUUAUCAUAUAUAUAAAGGCAGUAUAAUUAUCAUUAGAAAUGAUGGAAUAUUCAAAGAAAUUCAAAUUUGGAUAGAGUGGUAAUGUUAGAAUAAAAAUUGGAAUUCAUUAUGGUAGAGUAAUAGCUGGAGUUAUUGGACAUCAUAAACCAUAAUUUUCAUUAAUUGGUGAUACAGUAAAUACAACAAGUAGAGUAUGUUCUACUGGAUAAGAUGCAGAAAUAACUAUAUCUAAUGAAGCUUAUAUGGAAUUGAAUAUGCCAGAUUUACAAUUUAAUUAGAGAAAGGUUAAUGCUAAAGGUAAGGGAGAAUUGAUUACAUGGCAAAUCAUUACAUAAAUUAAGAGAAAUACAGAUAAAAAAGAAAGGAAGAAAAAGGGAUUGAUUCCUAAAUUUGAUCCAAGUUAAUAAGAUUAAUAAACAAUGAAUAGAUUAGAUCCUGUUACACCUAAAACUGAACAUCGUUAAUUAAAAGUACCAUAAUAAAAUAAAUAAUUUGAUUUGUUAACAAGAGAUUCAAGUUAAAGAAUUGAGAAAUAAUAAUCUUAUGAAAAUAAUUCGAAUAGUUAAAUUUAAUUAAAGGAUUCAACAUAAAAAGAUUUAAUUCCUAUUAGAAAAAGAGGAUAAAGAGGACCUACUUUAAUAAUGAAACAAUAAGAUAAUAGAUCUGCUUUAGCUUUGUAAUUAUAACAUUCAGGUAGUUAGAAUGCUAUCUAAUAAACUAGUAAUAGAAAUCUACCUCCAAUUGUUGUUUAUUAAGCUGAAGAAAGUGCUCAUUCAAACAAUAAUUUUAGAGAAGAAUCAUUUCAUGAAAAGAAUCAAACAAAUUUACUUCAUGAUCUAUCUUAAAAAUUAAGAAGAGAUUUAUAUAUUGAAAUGAUAGAUGAAGCACCAGAUUAUGAAAUUGAAAUUGAGAAAAUUUAAUUUGAUGAAGAUGAACAAUUUGUUAGUGAAGCAUUAUAAUUAGAGAAAUCAAAAUUUUAUCUUGAUUUUAAAGAUAGUUAAAAAGAUCUUGGUAAAGAAUUUAUGGAAUAAAAAGAAGGUAUAAAUAUAGUUUUAAUAUUAUUAUUGCACUUUAUUUAAUAUAUUUCAAAGACAGUAUCUUUACUUUAUAUGUAAAAUGAAACAAAUUGGUUAAUUGUUUUUAUUAUACGAUUUAUAGUUUCUACUAUAUUAUUGAUUUUAGCAUUACUACAAAAUAAGAAAUUAAAACAUCGAUUUUAUAAAUAUGAAUAUUUCUUGACUACUUAUAUUGCAUUAUUAAUAAGUAUAAUAUUGGAAUUCAUUAUAUUAACAAAGAAAUCAGUUGAAUUAUAAGCAGCAGAAGGAAUCCUAUUAAUAUGUUUUUUCUCUUCAAUACCAAAUAUCUCAAUAAAAUUCAAAAUUUGUUUUAAUUUUUGUUUUUUUAUUGCUUAAUUAUUGAUAGUUUUAAUUAAAUACAAAGAUUUAUCUGUAGCAUAUUAUACAGUAUUUUAAAGUUGUAUGACUUUCAUAAUUUAAUAUCAUUUAUUCUUUUAAGAUUUAGGUACAUUUAAUAAUAAAAGAUCACUUGAAACUAAGAAAAUGUAAACAUAAAAUUUAGUUAAAUAUCUACUUCCAUCUCAUAUAUUGAAAUAGUUUUUAUCAAAUACUAAUUAAAGAAUGGUGUUGGUUGAUUAAUUUGAAGAUGCCACAUUAUUAUUUGCAGAUAUUGCUGGAUUUACUGAAUAUUCUAGUAAAGUUGAACCUGAAUAAGUAGUAAAUAUGCUUAGAAAUCUAUUCACUGAAUUUGAUAAAAAAUGUUUAACUUAAAAUGCCUAUAAAUUGUAUACAAUUGGAGAUUGUUAUGUUGCCUUUGGUAUUGUUGAUGUAACCUAAAGAAAUCCAGCAUAAGAAGCCAGAAAUGUUGUUGAAUUAGGAUUUCAAAUGAUAGAAACUAUUAGAUAAGUGAGAGCUAUAAUUGGUUUCGAUGGAUUAGAUAUGAGAAUUGGAAUUCAUACAGUAUAAUAUUUAUAAUAAUUUAUAGGGUCGUGUAAUUGGAGGAAUUUUGGGUACUGAAAUUGUGAGAUAUGAUGUAUAUGGAGCAGAUGUAAUGAUAUCAAAUAAAAUGGAAUCUAAUGGAGAACGUGGUAAGGUUUAAGUAUCAGAAGAAACAAAAUAAUUACUUGAAUCAACUUUUCCUGAUUAAUUUCUAUUUACUUUUAAUAAAGAAGUUGAAUUUAAAUGGAUUAAUCGUAAAACUAAAGGUUAUUUCAUUGAACCAGUUAGAAAUGAUAGUAAUGAUGAUUUUGAAGAUGUUAAAAACCUAUAAUUAGUUAAAGAAAUAGAUUAAUUAGAAAAUGAUAGGAAAUGA
Molecule: messenger RNA, 7486 nt
Organism: Paramecium pentaurelia
Lineage: Eukaryota; Ciliophora; Oligohymenophorea; Peniculida; Parameciidae
Source: the annotation of a GenBank genome assembly